Messenger RNA from Pyrus x bretschneideri (Chinese white pear), 1209 nucleotides. Its product is annotated as chloroplast envelope quinone oxidoreductase homolog. The transcript is spliced from 4 exons. Bases 80 to 1087 code for a protein of 335 amino acids. NCBI's taxonomy places the organism in Eukaryota, Viridiplantae, Streptophyta, Magnoliopsida, Rosales, Rosaceae. Gene Ontology annotation, molecular function: oxidoreductase activity. The record is from RefSeq and is a predicted model, not a curated record.
UUGUCCAACAAUUGAUAAAUCACUUGAUGGGGCUGCAAAAAUUUCUGUCUCGCCAAUCUCAUUCUCUCUGUUUCUAGUUAUGGCAGCUGUGCCGGUGGCGCCCAAACUCAUGCACGCAGUUCAGUACAACUGUUAUGGCGGAGGAGCUUCUGGUUUGAAGCACGUUAGCACACCAAUUCCUGCUCCGAAAAGAGACGAGGUGUGUCUGAAACUGGAAGCAGCUAGUCUGAAUCCAUCUGAUUGGAAAGUUCAAAAAGGGAUUCUAUGGCCUGUUUUUCCCGGAAAACUCCCUCACAUACCUGUUAAUGAUGUGGCCGGACAGAUCAUAGAGGUCGGACAAGGCGUCAAAAAAUUCAAAGCCGGCGACAAAGUUGUGGCGUUGCUCAAUCUUUUUAAUGGAGGUGGACUGGCCGAGUUUUCGGUAGCUAGUGAGAGACUGACAGUUGCUAGGCCCCAAGAAGUUUCAGCAGCAGAAAGCGCUGGCUUACCUAUUGCCGGCCUAACAGCUCUCCAGGCUCUCACCCAAGCUGCAAACAUCAAGCUUGAUGGAUCUGGCCAGCAGAAGAACAUACUGAUUACUGCUGCCUCUGGCGGUGUAGGCCACUAUGCAGUCCAGCUAGCAAAGCUCGGAAACACUCAUGUCACAGCCACUUGUGGAGCACGUAACAUUGAAUUGGUCAAAAGCUUGGGGGCAGAUGAGGUUCUUGACUACAAGACCCCUGAUGGGGCAUCUCUCAAGAGCCCAUCUGGUAGGAAAUUUGAUGCUGUGAUCCACUGCGCAUCAGCAGGCAUUCCUUGGUCAACAUUUGAGCCUAAUUUGAGUGCAGAAGGGAAGGUUAUAGACAUUAGCGUCACUCCUAGCGCCUUGCUUACUUUGGUACUAAACACAAUCACCUUCUCGAAGAAGCAGCUGGUGCCGCUGCUCAUGAAUGCCGAGGCUGAGAACCUGGAGUAUCUUGUUAAGUUGGUGAAGGAAGGAAAGCUCAAGACUGUGAUUGACUCGAAGUAUGCUCUAAGCAAGGCUGAAGAUGCUUGGGCUAAGAGUAUAGAUGGGCAUGCUACUGGAAAGAUCAUUGUGGAACCUUAAUCAGAGAAAUUAUCUUUGGAUUUCUAAAUUUUAAGUACUAACUUUCGGCUUAAUGUUCAUUUUAAAGUGUCUUGGAUUACUCGAAACGUUUAGGAAUAACGAAUGAGUAAUUAAGAAAACAA